AUGGCAACACGUUUUGAGAUGGGUGACCUUGGUAAGUUGAGCUAUUACCUUGGGAUUGAAGUAAUACAACGAGAAGGGAGUAUAGUCUUGAGCCAAGAGCGAUACGCGACCAAGAUUCUUGAAGAAGCUGGGAUGAAAGGAUGUAAUGCAGUUCACAUUCCAAUGGAUGUGGGGUUGAAGAUAAACAAAGCUGAGGACGAGGAAGGUGUUGAUGAGAGAGACUAUCGCAGGAAUAUCGGGUGUCUCCGAUACUUGAUACAUACAAGACCUGAUCUUGCCUUUAGCGUUGGAGUUCUGAGCCGAUAA
Messenger RNA from Brassica oleracea var. oleracea, 306 nucleotides. RefSeq lists its product as uncharacterized. NCBI's taxonomy places the organism in Eukaryota, Viridiplantae, Streptophyta, Magnoliopsida, Brassicales, Brassicaceae. The transcript has a single exon. The coding region runs from base 1 to 306 and encodes 101 amino acids. The record is from RefSeq and is a predicted model, not a curated record.